AUGACUGGCGCGCUCGGUUCGUGGACCGCCGAGGCUGGGGGGCCCGUUGGCCGCCGCCGCUGGUGGGUCGGGCACCUCCGCUCGCAUGGGUUCGACUUCGGCUUCAGGAGCACGAGCGCGGGACUUACGGCGGAGGAGGCGGCUCACCUCACGGGCUCUCGCCAGUUUGGGGGCGGGGCGAUGAUCGGCCCACGGCUGAUGGAGCUGGCGUUGAAGCAGAUCGAGAAGGAAGGGUGCGAGCGCGGCGAAGCAGAUGGUCAACGCGAUGCGCUCCCGCUUCGCGCUGAGUGCUUCGGCGGCCCGCCCGAGGCUGUCGAGCGCAGCGUCUGCCGGAUGGUCAAGCGCCGUGCCGGGGCUCGGUCGCUCGCCGCCAAGCGUUGCGCGGACUUGAGCGUCGCCUCGGCGCGCGGAGCUGCAGGGCCCAUCGUCGGCAGCCUCGCGUCGAGCGCGACCAGGGGCGCGCUGAUUGCCGCCGCCUCGGCACUGAGCCGCGCGAUGGCGCGCAACGCCACCGCGUUGAACUGCGCGACGGGGGCUGGCACCGACGCUCUCGCAUUCGCGAGUAUGUGCAACGCGAGGGGGGCCGCGGCAAGCCCGCCAGGGGUCGCGGACGCAGGCGCCAACAGCCUCGCACGCGCGACAGCGAUGGACGACGCUGCGAGCAGCGCAUUCAGCGACGGCGACUUCGUGCGGAGCGGGGCGAGACGCGCGCCGGAUACCACUUCUGUGGACAGCGCGCUCGUCGCAGCCGAGGACUGCGGCGCUGAGCAAUGCGACGGGGUCCAGCACCAAUGGCCUCGCGUCUACGAGCGUGACGAGCAGCGAAGCGAUCGCGACUCCGUCGAUUAUCACGUCUUCUGGCAUAGCGCACGCGACCCGCACUUCGACGCAGUGCAGCGCGACGGAGCUGAGCGCCGCGGCGGUGUAGAGUUCGACGACGGCGCCCAGCAUUGGCAGCCAGACGUCUACGAGUGCGACAAGCAGCGCAGCGACCACCAAGUUUUUAGCAGCGCGUCCAGGGCCAACUCCGCGUCGCCGGGCAGCGCGACGGACAUCCGCAGCCUCACGCCUGCGGGUAAGACGACGCGCGCGCCCGCGACAUUGAGCAGCGCGGCGAGUCGACGCGGUAACGCGAGCGUGGACGCGCUGAGCACUGCGGCGGUGAACGCGGUGCGGUUCGUCGCGUCGAGCAUUGCGAAGCGGCGGUGCGUUGUGCGCCGCGCCGUCGAGAGCGCGACGGGACGGCGCGGGGCGCUCCUGGGGGCGGGGGGCUACCGGGACCCAGCCCCGACCGUGCAGGCGGACCAGCCCGGCAUCCUCACCUUCGUGUUCGUCUAUCUGUACCGGGGGGGCACCUCGUGGUACGCCCACGACGUUGGCUCGCACGGGGAGGACCGGGGCUCGCACGACGUUGCUUUUUCACCGCAGCGCUGCUGCGGCGGUGGGCCAGUCUUCGAGUCGUCGGGCCCCGGAGCGGGGCCCGCAGAGGGCAGCUCGCGGCGCGACGUCCGGCACGCAGUGCGAGGAGAGGCGCUCGCGGCGCAGCGCCCGAGGAGCGAGCAGCGGCCCGACGUGCUCUGGAGGGACGACGUCGACGGCGGCGCCGAAGGCUCCGCGGACGCACCGCGCCUGUCGAUCAAGCACGAGAGGGGCGAGUUGUCCCAGUUCUCCAGCAGCCUGCGGGAGGAGCCGGGGGAGCAAAGCGAGGACCAGAGCGACUUCAGCGCGCACUCCAGCGACGCCGACGAGGCGGAGUGGAACAAGGGGGAGACCCUCACCAUCACCGACAUCGACAACCUCCGGUCCAUCCUCGAGGCGGAGGGCGUCAACGUCGCCAGGUUCGGGGCGCCUGGCACGACCUACAAGUCGCUGCAGAAUCUGCACCAGGAGCUCAUGGACGGCAAGUGCUGCAUGAAGAAGGUGGAUACCGAGAGCGGGACGCGCAUCAUGCGCUCGAUGCAGGUCAUGCGCGUGAAGCUCAUGUGCAACAACAUGAUCCUCUGCGAGACGCACGAGCAGCUGCCAGACGGACGGCUGCGAAGCAGGAACGGCUACCUCCCGGCCAGCAAGGUGCGGCAGAACGAGUCGCUGGACCAGGUCUUCGACCGGUGGGCCGCGGAGGAGCUGCAGCUGACGGUGCUCGACGAGCAGAAGCGGGACCACGCGCUGGGGGGGGGGCUC
Messenger RNA from Prorocentrum cordatum, 2181 nucleotides. Lineage: Eukaryota; Dinophyceae; Prorocentrales; Prorocentraceae. The record is from the annotation of a GenBank genome assembly.